Messenger RNA from Manis javanica (Malayan pangolin), 554 nucleotides. It is a transcript of the gene COX6B1, whose product is annotated as cytochrome c oxidase subunit 6B1. The record is from RefSeq and is a predicted model, not a curated record. NCBI's taxonomy places the organism in Eukaryota, Metazoa, Chordata, Mammalia, Pholidota, Manidae. Gene Ontology annotation, cellular component: mitochondrion; respiratory chain complex IV.
GCUUCUCCGCACCCUCUAGCCGCGCGGAAGACUCCACUAUACCCCGCCUUCGCCCGGCUUCCGGCCGGUCUUGAUUCCGCUUCCUGUCCGACGCUGGCGUCUUUGCUGAGGGUCACAUUGAGCUGCCGGCUGCUUCGGGGUGUUUUUAGGAGUCAGCACAAUGGCAGAAGACAUCAAGACCAAAAUUAAGAACUACCAGACUGCCCCUUUUGACAGCCGCUUCCCCAACCAGAACCAGACCAGGAACUGCUGGCAGAACUACCUGGAUUUCCACCGCUGUGAGAAGGCAAUGACUGCUAAAGGGGGUGAUGUCUCCAUGUGCGAAUGGUACCGGCGGGUGUACAAGUCCCUCUGCCCUUUAUCCUGGGUGUCCGCCUGGGAUGACCGCCGGGCAGAGGGCACGUUCCCUGGGAAGAUCUGAACUGGCCCCGCCCCACCUCUCUGCUCUCUUCCUUCUCCCAGGGCGGUGAAAGGGGACCUGGACACAUGGCGACCCCCCCUGGGAUCCUGAAUCAUAGCUUAACUAAUAAUAAAUACUCAUUGGAAAAGUAUAA